Molecule: messenger RNA, 835 nt
Organism: Procambarus clarkii (red swamp crayfish)
Lineage: Eukaryota; Metazoa; Arthropoda; Malacostraca; Decapoda; Cambaridae
Source: RefSeq, a predicted model, not a curated record
UCACCCCUCGUCUCUAUGUGUGGCUGUCUUGGAAGAGUGCAGUAGUGCGCACACAUGUACUCGACAGCUGGUGCACACGUUCCUGGUGCACACGCUCCUGGUGCACAUGCUCCGGAGCGGCUGGUGAUGCUACGGGAGCGUGAAGCAGGCAGUCAGCUGAUUUCUGGCCUGGUGUGGGGGGGUGGAGGCACUCGGGAGAGAGAGUGAACCAAGAGUGUCAGACGCGGCCGGUGAACAUGCUGCUACAGUGUGUAGGGAGGGGCGCUCCUGACGAGGAAGACGAGGAGGAGGAGGAGGAGAUAGAGGUGGUUGAGCGUGUUGAUGCCAGGCAGCUGGUGAAGGCUAGGUACCACACCACCUGUGGGUCGAACACUCCGUGGCGUGCCAAGGAUGCCACCACCUGCCCAAGUGCCAGGAUCAUACUCCUCAGGAACACCAUCUGCCCCACGAUUGAUGAAAACAGAAACAUGGAAUGUGAGGGGGACAGCGGAAUCUCUGGAUCAACAUCUGAGAGCAGCAGCGCCAGUGGGAGCCUUGCCAGUAGCCGCAAAUCCUCCGCCUCCAGCUUCUGCGCCUCGAGGAAGAGCUCCGCCUCCAGCUUCUGCUCCUCGAGGAAGAGCUCCACCUCCAGCUCGUGCUCCUCGAGGAAGAGCUCCUCCUCGAGUGUCGGGGGUCCGCCCUCACCCGGCACCUCGCCCUCGAGUGGCGCCGGCGCCAUGAGUGACUCGGACGUGAGCCUUGAGCAGCAGACAAACAAUAACAAUGACGAUGCCAACAAGCCCGACCCCUCCGCCGACGAUCUCAAGCUGCUGGCCGCCCUCGAGGAGGCUAACAG